This is a messenger RNA of Penicillium griseofulvum, 1767 nucleotides long. It is a transcript of the gene sit1, whose product is annotated as putative siderochrome-iron transporter Sit1. Bases 1 to 1767 code for a protein of 588 amino acids. Gene Ontology annotation, biological process: transmembrane transport; intracellular iron ion homeostasis. Gene Ontology annotation, cellular component: vacuolar membrane; endosome. The record is from RefSeq and is a predicted model, not a curated record. Gene Ontology annotation, molecular function: siderophore-iron transmembrane transporter activity. NCBI's taxonomy places the organism in Eukaryota, Fungi, Ascomycota, Eurotiomycetes, Eurotiales, Aspergillaceae. The transcript is spliced from 9 exons.
AUGUCGCUCGUUAAGGAGAUCAACGUUGAUCCCAAUGGCGGAGAUUCGAAGAACCCCCACAACGAAGCUGGCCCACUGGACGAGCCUGUGAAUCUGCUAGGUCAAGGCAGUCCGGGUGUUCGUCGUAUCGAAAUUAUUACAUCGCAUUUCCGAUUGAUCGAUCGGGUCUGUCUGUUUUUCGCUAUCUUUCUGAUCGCCUAUGUAUACGGCUUGGAUGGCACUGUUCGUUAUACAUAUCAGCCGUAUGCUACCCAGAGCUAUGGUAAGCACAGUCUUCUUGCAACUAUCAAUGUUCUCCGAGCCGUCAUCGCUGCUGCUGCACAGCCUACUGCGGCAAAGGUUGCAGACGUAUUCGGCAGAGUGGAGCUCAUUCUCGUCUCGAUCCUCUUUUAUACCGUGGGCACUAUUGUGGAAGCAACCGCAAAGAGUAUGGAAGGUUUCGCUGCGGGGGCUGUUAUCUAUCAGAUCGGAUACACCAGUAUUAUGCUUCUGGUUGAAGUCCUAGUCGCCGAUGUUACUUCUAGCCGAUCUCGUCUCCUUUUCUCAUAUGUUCCGGCCUUGCCAUUUAUCAUAAACACUUGGAUUAGCGGUAACUUGACUACUGCCGUCCUCAAAGUCACCACAUGGCAAUGGGGAAUCGGCAUGUUUGCUAUCAUCUAUCCCGCAUGUGCUCUCCCUCUUAUUGCAGUCCUUUUCGUCGUUCAGCGACGCGCGAAGAAGUCUGGGUCACUGGAAUCUUACAAGAGCUCUCUUCAGAUCAUGGGAAAAAGUCAACUAGCUAUAGAACUAUUCUGGCAUCUGGACAUCGUCGGCAACAUUCUGCUAAUUGCCAUGCUGGCGUGUAUUCUUGUUCCGUUCACUCUCGCUGGAGGUGUCACUCAGCAGUGGAAGACAGCAAAGGUUAUUGCGCCACUUGUCAUUGGCGUUUUGCUGAUCCCGGUCUGGAUUUUCUGGGAGAAAACCUGUAAACACCCGAUGCUGCCAUUCAAUCUUCUCAAGGACCGUGCUGUCUGGGGUGCCCUUGGAAUCCCUGUCAUGCUCAACACCGCGUGGUAUCUGCAAGGUGAUUUCUUAUACACCGUGCUAUACGUUAGCUUCGACGAAUCAGUUCUCAGUGCGACUCGGAUCACAUCUCUCUACAGUUUUGUUUCGGUUAUCACCGGUGUUAUUCUGGGCCUCAUCGUCAUGAAGGUGCGCCAAUUGAAGCCCUUCAUCGUCGCCGGAACCCUCCUCUUCAUGGUUGCGUUCGGAAUCCUCAUCUAUUUCCGAGGUGGCGUUUCGGACUCCAGUCAUUCCGGUGUCAUCGGUGCGCAAAUUCUGUUAGGUAUUGCUGGUGGAAUGUUCCCCUACCCAGCCCAAGCCAGCAUCCAGGUUGCGUCUAAGCAUGAACAUCUCGCCGUUAUAACUGGUAUCUAUCUGGCCGCCUACAACAUCGGUAGCGCACUAGGAAACACAAUCUCCGGCGCGAUCUGGAACCAAGUGUUGCCCUCCGAACUAAAUCAUAGGAUUGGCAACCAAACCCUGGCUGCCUAUGUCUACGCCAAGCCUCUUGAUUUUGCCGACGCCUACCCUGUUGGUACACCUGACCGAGACAAUGCCAUUCUCGCCUAUCAGAAGACGCAGCGUCUACUGUGUAUCACGGGUAUCUGCUUGACAGUCCCCUUGAUUGCCUUCGCUCUUGUUAUUCGUAACCCCACACUCACGAAAGAGCAGAGUCUUGCCAAGGCGGAAGAGGAGAGCAGUGAUUCUGAUUUUUCUCCUCGGUGA